Eupeodes corollae is the source of this 665-nucleotide messenger RNA. RefSeq lists its product as uncharacterized. The transcript has 5 exons. Lineage: Eukaryota; Metazoa; Arthropoda; Insecta; Diptera; Syrphidae. The record is from RefSeq and is a predicted model, not a curated record. Bases 108 to 554 code for a protein of 148 amino acids.
UUGUUUCUACUUUCAUACAAAAAUAAACUUUUUUUGAACAAAGCUUUGUUAGAACGAUCACAUAUUUUUUUGAGAACUAGACAAAUAUAUUUCUUAAACAAUUAAAGAUGUCUUUUGAAAACAAACAUUUUUUAAUCAUAAUUUGGCUUCUGUUACCUCCGAUUCUAAUGACGUUUUCUAAAGAAAAUAACCAAGCAAUUGAUACUCCUACCAAUAUUGGUUCUUUGAGUGACGAUGAAAUAUCAUAUGCACUGAGUGAACUUUCGUUUGAUGACUUAAAUAAUUUAAGUAAACUUAUUGAUGUUCUUAGCCAAGAAACUUCAAUAAGUGAUGAAAAUGAAUUCAAAUCACGACAGGAAAGGUCAGAUGAACAGUCAAGAUACAAACGUGAAAGUUCUGAUACUUCUGCUAAACAAAACGAGAAUAGCUUAAUUUCCAACAAUGUGAAUCAAGGAUACAUUCGACAACUUGAAGAAUCUUUUCCAAACAUCAUUGACCAACCGAAUCAAGGAGAAGAAAAAGAUAAACCUCUUAUUCGAGUAAAACGAGACUAAAGAAAGAAUAUUAACUAAUUCAAAUUUUGUUAAUUAAUUUCAAAAUAUAUUUUAAAUAAAAAUAAAACUCACCUUUGUAAUCCUUCGAGCAUAAGAGGUGUCAAAAAUACA